This is a messenger RNA of Laetiporus sulphureus 93-53, 1644 nucleotides long. RefSeq names its product amidase signature enzyme. Gene Ontology annotation, biological process: fatty acid catabolic process. Lineage: Eukaryota; Fungi; Basidiomycota; Agaricomycetes; Polyporales; Laetiporaceae. Bases 1 to 1644 code for a protein of 547 amino acids. The record is from RefSeq and is a predicted model, not a curated record. The transcript is spliced from 13 exons. Gene Ontology annotation, molecular function: amidase activity; fatty acid amide hydrolase activity.
AUGAUACGUACGAGAGUAGCAAGGGAAAUCGUCCAUCAUAUCGAGCAAGGCGAGUGGACGGCAUCGCAAGUCCUUGAUGCCUACAUAGCGCGUUCAUUAAUAGCCCAACGGAUGACACACUGCUUGACUGAAGUCAUGUUUGAGCAAGCCCGAGCGGAUGCAUUGGCUCUUGACAAGGAGUUCGCCAUAUCGAAGACGCUGAAAGGGCCGUUACAUGGCGUUCCGGUUAGCUUUAAGGAUUUGUACAACGUCAAGGACAUUGACUCCACGAUGGGAUAUACGUCCUAUGCUGACAAGCCGCAAGCAGAAGAUGCCAGCCCAGUGGAGGCCAUACGCGCCGCAGGAGGAAUUCCCUUCGUCAAGACAAAUCUGACACAGGGCUUGAUGUCCUACGAGACCGUGAAUCCCCUCUGGGGCCGCACCGUCAGCCCUCACGAUGCACACUUCAGCUCUGGAGGUAGCUCUGGCGGUGAGGGUGCACUGCUUGCGAUGGAUGGCAGUGCGUUAGGAUGGGGCACUGACAUCGGUGGCUCGCUCAGAAUACCCGCGGCGUACUGUGGCAUUUAUGCAUUCACACCUAGUCCGGGACGGAUCUCCAGGGCAGGCAUUACACGUCUAAACCGUACCUGGAUUCUUGGUGUUCCUGACGUCUUGGGCCCCAUAGCUCGCUCGAUAGACGACCUAGAGCUGGCCUGCCGGGUGGCAUUUGGACAAGAUAUGGACAUCAAUGACUAUGUGCAUGCCCCAGUGCCAUUCAAGGAUACACAGCUCGCAGAAGGGAAACUGCGAUUCGGAUACUACGUGGACGAUCAUUUUGUGAAGGCCUCCCCAGCUUGUGAAAGAGCUGUGCUGGAAACUGUAGAGGCACUGCGCCGAGAAGAGCAUGAAUGCGUCAAGAUCACGAUACCGCAGCGAAGCACAGCUUCGAAAGCAUUGGAACUAUUCGUGGAGCUCACGUCUGCUGAUGGCUUCCAGACUCUGGCAGAGCCUAACGGCUCUGAUCCGCUCGAACCUGAGCUCUACCUCAUUCUGCUGGCCCCGAAGUCAUUUGGUUGGUUGCGAUCGCUAGCAGCAUGGGCAACUAGACAGUUCCUCCGAGACGAGAUCUACGCCAAAAUCAUCAUGGCAUCGCGGAAGAAGUCCGUUCGCGAAUACUGGCGAAUUAGUGCGGAGCGAGACGCGUACGCCAGGUUGUUCUACAAAGAGAUAUGGGACAAGCAUGGUCUAGACGGUAUCAUUGCUCCCGUGCAUGCACUACCUCGGCUUCCUCAUCAUGCAACUCAACGUAUCGUUCCCCUAUCGGGAGCGACCGCACUAUACAACAUCGUGCAGUGUCCGGCUGGAGCUCUCCCUGUCACUCAUGUGGACGCUGCUCGAGACCAGCUCACAGCAGGGUGGACCGACCACCUGAGAAAACGAACGGCUGAAGGCCGGGGCUCGCCCUUUCUCGAAGGCUUUCUCUAUGGGAAGGGAGGCUGUUACGACGUUGAGAAAAUGGCCGGUCUCCCGGUUGGGAUUCAGAUUGCAGGUAGGAAGCUCGAGGAUGAGAAGGUGCUUGCGAUGAUGAGAAUUGUUGAUAAGGCGCUGGGCCCGAGGGGCUUUGGGCCAGGAAGUUGGAGUGGGCAGCGCGGUUCGACGGGCUGA